This is a messenger RNA of Lecanosticta acicola, 1008 nucleotides long. Lineage: Eukaryota; Fungi; Ascomycota; Dothideomycetes; Mycosphaerellales; Mycosphaerellaceae. The record is from the annotation of a GenBank genome assembly.
AUGUCUAAUCCCUUUACAAAUGCGCCUUCUUCCGCUGGCCGUGGAACCAUACAUCUGGCUCUCUUGCCGCCUCAUACACCACGACUUCGAACUGUGAAUUAUCAAUAUCCACUGAAACUGGUCUCCCCGGCGCCGGUCAGAACUGAUAGUGAGCUGGCGCAUCUCAUUCAUACAGUCUACCUUUUAACAUACGGAGGUGGCUUGGUGGCUGGCGAUACCAUCGACUUGCAUGUCACGCUUGAAAAGUCCACGCGACUUAUAUUGCUCACUCAAGGCAGCACAAAGCUAUUCAAAUCGCCUGGACGGGACGUAAUCAGCACGCAAUCUAUGAACGUCGCUGUCGAGCCAGAAUCAGCGCUUUGCUACCUGCCAGACCCGGUCCAGCCAUUCGAGAGAAGCAAUUUUGAGCAAUGCCAGAUGUACAACAUCAAUCUCCCAGCGUCUUCCGAUCUAAGGACUGGUAAUUUAUGUGUACUUGACUGGGUCUCUAAUGGGCGUCCUGCGAACGGCGAGAAUUGGUCCUUCUACCACUACGGCAGUCGCAACGAGGUCUAUCUUCGUCAGAUUGACGGGAAACGGAAGUUGCUUCUUCGAGACAAUCUGCUGCUCGAUGACCAGAUCAUAAGCGGCGGCAUCGCUCGAAGAAUGGAUGGCAUGGCCGUGUACGGCACACUGAUCCUUUACGGCCCUCUCUUCCACAAUCUUGGUCAGUUCUUCAUGAGCGAGUUCAAAUCUACUCCUCGCAUAGGCGGUAGAAAGUGGGACAGCGGCAGUGAGAGUUGUGAUGAAGAAGAAGUCGACCCAAGAGCUCACCGCAGAGCAGAAAGACACCGCAUUGAGGCUGCUGACGGUCUGCUUUGGUCGGCGGCUUCAGUACGCGGAUGCAUUGUCGUCAAGUUCGGAGCGCCUGUCCUUGAAGCUGGCAGACGAUGGCUCUGGACUAUGCUUGCUGAGGAGGGCUCUGUAGUCACUCAGUUCGGCGAGAGAGCGUUGCUGUGCUUGCGAUAG